Molecule: messenger RNA, 2189 nt
Organism: Paramacrobiotus metropolitanus
Lineage: Eukaryota; Metazoa; Tardigrada; Eutardigrada; Parachela; Macrobiotidae
Exons: 4
Coding region: 265-2163 (632 amino acids)
Molecular function (GO): protein binding
Source: RefSeq, a predicted model, not a curated record
CAUGUCAGUCGGCAAGCACUUAUGUUUGCACUGUAUUUAAAAUGUUUUUAUGAUGACAAACGCGCGAACCCUUUCAGCAGCACUGUAAACAGUUCUAUUUUAAUACGUACUUCCGGCCCAAAAUAGACACACGGAAUAGACUGCGAUUUACAGUAUUAGAAAGCAAUAACAAAUUUGCGCUGUGGUUAUUAAUUGUUCGCAGGUUGCUCUGCUAGAUGCAUUCUACAGCAAUUACGUACUGUUAUUACAAACUAACUUUGAGAAAUGAAUGAACCAUUCGAAGGACCUUGCCUCAAAAAGCGGCGUACCAAUGCAGCUGAAAACAAAACGGGACUCGAUGCCGACACGGUGAGGUUUCUGAUUGGCAAAAACCGAAUCCCGGUGAUGGCCAGCCGAAAGCGAUUAUCUUCCACCUCAGCGUAUUUCGCCGCUAUGUUCAAUGUGCAGCACUUCCAGGAAGGACUGCAGGACGAGAUCACACUGCAUGUUCCGCCAUUCUCCAGUGGUAUAUGCGUCGCGCGGUUACUUGUUGCUGAUUUUAUCGUAGAAGAACCCGGAACUCUACCCGUUUCCAAGAGUUACCACACUAACAAGAGCAAUGUUUUAUCGGUUUAUGCCGCGGCCGAUUACUUUCAGAUGGAUACCUUAGUCGAAGCCUGCGUCGGGUUCAUUAUCCAACACGGUGUCUCGGCCGCUAGCUGUCUGCGACUCUUGCAGUUUAGCAUGCAACGCUCUCAUGCGCACCUAAAGAGAAGGGUUGGCGAGAUAGUAGGUACUAUGUUCCCAGUUAUCAGGAAAACUCCAAGAUUUGCCAGUUUGAACGUUGAGGAAUUGUUGGUGAUAUUGCGGCAGCCGUUCUUGGUUGUAGCAUCGGAAAUGGAUGUAUUCGAGAGCCUAAGCUGCUGGUACCAGAAAAACAGGAAACUCGAUGCACACGUCUUAGAGGUCACGCUGUGCGAAAUCCGCUGGUCUGUCUUGUCUUUCGAAGAACGACAACGGUGUCACGGAGUAUUAAAAGACAUAUUUCCGCGGCAUCGACAUGUUAUUGGCGCUUUCUUCGACACGUUAUACGUCGGCCUUCCAUUACCGCGUAAUCGUAACCGCCACCAGUGUCUGUACAUUACCGUGUCGGAAAGAGCCCUAGCCGAGUUCGAUCUCCGAACACGCGCUGUAAGGGUGGACACCUGGCCAUACUCAGUGAACCGUCAUUUCAACAACGACAGCGCCAUGCACCACAUGGAAUCCGACACCCGAACGCUGAACGGGAAUAUCUACGCUAUGGUCACUCAUCGGAAAACCAAUGAACACAUUACCUGGCGUAAGAUGAAGCGUCGGCGUGUUGCCGGCCCGAUCUUCCGACUCGAAGACGACACGACGCGGCCUGAAGAGGUAUUCUGUUGUUUUGAUGUGACUCCUGCCGAUUAUUCGGAUGACGAUUAUGAUUUCGUUUCUACCGUUAUUGGGAGCAUGCAUUACGAAUUGCCGGGAGAUGGCAGCUUUCGGGGACAUGCGAUCGACGCACGGGCAGAGGAUGUGGAUACGGAUGGUAAUCUAGCGUCUACGGACCUGUCCGACCCACCGUUUGCUAGAAUCCUUGAACGCAACGGCGAAUAUGCGACAAUGUUGGUAGAUGGCGGCGGAAACAUUUUUGCUUAUACAGGACGCCGUUUGUACGAAUACAAUACCCGCGGUGAUUUUUGGACGAUGCGUUCCCCACCGCGAAUUAACCGAAUGCAGCCGGCAUUGGUGGAGCUCGACGGUUAUCUGUACGUUACCGGCGGCCUCACCAUAUGGCAAACGAAUCCACUGCCAGAAUGCGGAAAUGGAGAUGAACCACUAAUCCGUGAUAACGCAGUGUUCCUGGAGCGGGUUCGCUUGAGGAGCUGCGAGCGCUUGGAUUUACGUAGCGGAGAUUCGGUCUGGCAACCCGUUGGGGACAUGACGUGCCCACGUUAUGGACAUCGGUUGUGCGUCGUCGAUGGCCGGCUGGUAGCGGUGGGUGGACUCAGCGGUGAUGGUACGAACGGAUCGCUUAUGGAGAUCUAUGAUGCGGAAAACAACCAGUGGUUCAGCUGCAAUUUUUGUGAUUUACCUGGCAUGCAAACAAUGAAAUGCUUUAGUCAUACGAAUCUUUUUGUCGCUGAAGUAGCGUGCUACCCAUGAACUGUAUAACACAGUAUGUAUCCGGA